AUGGAUACUGGAAGCCACACUACUUGGGUUCAAUGUGAAGGUUGCAAUCCAUGCUUUUCCCUAAUACAGACACCCAAUUUCCCAUUUCAAAGAUCUCAAAGUUAUAGGUCCAUUCCAUGUGGUCACCAAGAGUGUCCGACUCCAAGAGAAGCUUGCUAUGGAUCAUCCUGUGGAUUCAAAGCAAGAUACGGUAGUUCCGUUGGGCCUUCGACAAGGGAAACCAUCGCAAAAGAGACCUUAACCUUCUCUUCUGAUAGAUUGGGAGAUACAGAAUUGCAUGACAACAUAUUCUUGGCAUGUGGCUUAGAGAAUCAAAACAUUCGCUUUCCACAACCGAAUAAAAUUGCUGGAGUAUUGGGAUUAGGGCCUGGAGGCCCUGGAACUUCUCCGAUAUGGAGCCAAGUACUAAAAAAACGCUUCUCUUAUUGCUUAGCUGCCUCUGAGCAAACCAGUUCUCGGUUACAUAUUGGAGAAGGUGCAAGGAUGGUAGGACCACAAGUUGUGUCUACACCAUUGGUGAAAGGAGCUAACCCUUCACUCUACUAUGUGGGAUUGAAAGAUAUUGGCAUUGCAGGGACUCGCCUUAGGAUACAAGGAUUAUACGCCGGUGGUUGCAUCAUAGAUACAGGAGCUCCGUAUAGUUCACUACUUCCUAAUGCUUAUGCCAUGGUGAGAAAUGGUUUUAUUCAGUAUUUCGCACAGUUUGGUAUGCAACCAUACGGUAAUGGAAGUAGACCAAGCGAUCUGCCUAGAUUUGAUCUCUGUUUCCCUAGGACGCCGCCUGGUUUUAGGUUUCCAACUAUGACAUUCCAUUUCAGAGGAGCUGAUCUUGUUGUGCAGCCUACUAGUGUUUUUGUAGUAGGGGCAAAUUUUAUUUGUGUUGCACUUAAAUCAAGCGACAAAAAAACAAUGCUUGGAGCUUAUCAGCAAACCCAACAUGAGUUCUCCUUUGAUUUGGAGAUUGGAAAUAGAGGAACUCUCUUCUUUGCUCCGAACAAUUGUGGAGCCCCUACUUGA
Molecule: messenger RNA, 1017 nt
Organism: Macadamia integrifolia
Lineage: Eukaryota; Viridiplantae; Streptophyta; Magnoliopsida; Proteales; Proteaceae
Product: aspartic proteinase nepenthesin-1-like
Exons: 1
Coding region: 1-1017 (338 amino acids)
Cellular component (GO): extracellular region
Source: RefSeq, a predicted model, not a curated record